Molecule: messenger RNA, 3139 nt
Organism: Ictalurus punctatus (channel catfish)
Lineage: Eukaryota; Metazoa; Chordata; Actinopteri; Siluriformes; Ictaluridae
Gene: suv39h1b
Product: SUV39H1 histone lysine methyltransferase b
Exons: 7
Coding region: 217-1536 (439 amino acids)
Cellular component (GO): nucleus
Molecular function (GO): zinc ion binding; histone H3K9 methyltransferase activity; protein binding
Source: RefSeq, a predicted model, not a curated record
CCAAUCGUCGCGUGAGGUUUUAACUUUACAAUUUUGGCGGUAGUAAGAAGAUGGCGGAAAAUUUGAAAGAGCCAUUCCUUGGUGGAUUUGCUAGUGUGCUUAGGAUCAUUAUCCUGUUGAAAGGUCCACUAUUGGGUCAACUUCAACUUUUGGACAGAUGACCUCACAUUAUCUUCAAGCACUCUUUGAUAUGAUGCAGAAUUUAUAGUUGAAUCAAUGAACGCAAGCUGUCCAGUCCCUGAGGCAGUGAAGCAACCCCAAACCAUAACAUUUCCACCACCGUGCUUCACAGUUGAGUGCAAAGUAGCAUGUCUUGCUACUUUUGACCAACUGGAAGUGGUUUGCCGAGAGGAAUGGGUCAAAUGUCAAGAACUGGGCGUUAACAAGAACAACCUGUGUGACUAUGAAGUGGAAUACCUUUGUAACUACAAAAGAAACUUUAUGACUGAUGGGAAAAGACAAGAGACACAGGAUCUGUACUUGGUAAAAUGGAAGGGCUAUCCGGAGUCUAUGAACUCGUGGGAGCCACAGCAGAACCUGAAGUGCACUGAUCUGCUUAACCAGUUCUGGGAGGAUUUGAUGCGUGAGAUGGUGCGGUUAAAGAAGCGCAAUGUUCCCAAGAAACUGGAUGCUUCCAUUGUAUCUAAUCUUGUGCAGCGAGCAAAGCUUAGGCAAACCCUCAAACUCUGGGAGAAUCACCUGAACAGCCUAGGCUCAGACAAAGGUCGCAUCUAUGUGGAAAACCUGGUAGACAUGGAGGGUCCUCCAAAGAACUUCACCUACAUUACCGAUUAUAAGGUGGGUGAUGGUAUUUCUCUUAAUGAGGUGGCUGUUGGCUGUGAGUGUACAGACUGCCUGAAUAGUCCUCUGGAGGGCUGCUGUGCCGGAGCCUCGCAGCACAAGUUUGCCUACAACGACUCUGGACAAGUGCGUAUUCGGCCUGGACUACCUAUCUACGAAUGCAACAGGCGGUGUUCCUGUGGGCCCGACUGCCCCAACAGGGUGGUGCAGAGGGGCAUUCAGUAUUCACUGUGCAUCUUUAGGACAGACAACGGCAGGGGCUGGGGGGUACGGACCAUGGAGCGCAUCCGCAAGAACACCUUCGUCAUGGAGUAUGUAGGAGAGAUCAUCACUACAGAAGAAGCAGAAAGGCGAGGGCAUGUCUACGAUAAAGAAGGCGCCACCUACCUGUUUGACCUGGAUUAUGUGGAUGAUGAAUAUACAGUGGAUGCAGCUCACUAUGGCAACAUUUCCCACUUCGUCAAUCACAGUUGUGAUCCAAAUCUUCAGGUAUAUAACGUCUUUAUAGAAAACUUGGACGAGAGACUUCCACGGAUAGCUUUCUUUGCCACUCGUGCCAUUAAACAAGGGGAGGAGCUCACCUUUGACUACAACAUGCGGAUUGAUCCAGUAGAUGCAGAAAGCACAAAGAUGGACUCUAAUUUCAGUUUGACGGGACUUCCAGGUUCUCCUAAGAAACGCAUGCGUGUAGAAUGUAAAUGUGGUGUGCCAACAUGUCGAAAAUAUCUAUUUUAGAUAACCCAAGGACUGGAGGAGUUUGUCAUGCCAAAUUGUCGCUAAAAUAAUUAUGGCUGUAAAGGCUAAUAGUGGAAUGUCAAACAAAAUUUUACAAACCAUUAUCCAUGAUUACUCUCGAAAUAUGUACUGGGCUCAAAAGGAGAGAAACACUUCUGUAGAACUGUAACUUUUUUUUUUGCAGUUUCCUUCCCUGACAUUUGGCAUGAUGCUGCGAGUUCACAUUUCACUACAUUACAUAUGUGAAAAAAUAUACAGUUCUUUGUAAAUGCUUUUUUAAAAUCAAAAGUCAAAGAUAUGGAUCAUCAUGAGUUUGGCAGGAAAUUCUGCUUAUCCUUUUUUUAACUGAAGUUUUUAUAGUUUAGUUAUUUUUAUGAGAAGGCUUUUAUUUUUCUUAUAUAAUAGUUGUGUGUCAGGCAAGUGCAUUAGUAUUAAAAUAUAAAGGACAGUUUUUAAACCCACUGAGGAUUAUGUUAAAUCUUUUUAAGUUUGGUGUAAUCUGUCUGGAAAACCUAGGGUGCAGCUUGGAUUUCAUUAAGCUGCCAACAGGGGGCAAAACUGUAUUGCCAGAUAUGUGCUUUUUGUGAAUCUUACAUUGGAAAAAUUAUUUUUCCGCACGCAUGAGUGAUGAUUUUUUUUUUUUAAAUCAUCACUUGAAUUUUAGCUGAGUGCAGAUGAUUGCUUAGUGACAUUCUGACUGUACUGUUUAAAUUAUAUUUUUUCCAAGCCUUUAUUGGUCACAUACAAUACAGCAGUGAAAUUCUUUUUUUUCACAUAUCCCUGCAGGAGGUCGGGGUCAGCCAUGAGGGUCAGCUUCUGGAGCAGAGAGGGUUAAGGGCCUUGCUCAGGGCAGCUUGACGGUGCUGUGGCUUGAACCCCCGACCUACUGAUCAGUAACCCAGAGCCUUAACCAUUGAGCCACCACUGCCCAGUCAGUGUUAAUUAUUUUCUAUGUUGUAGCAAUAACCUGUGAUAUACAGACUGGUGUUCAUUACAGGGGAAAACAUUUAUAUGUAAUAAUAAUAAAUUAAUUUUUUAAAAAAGUUAAAGUUGUUGGCCCACCAGGAGCUUCUUACUAAAAAUAUUCCCUUAUAUGGUGUUUUGAUUUUGAUGCUGUUUAAUAUCAGGGCAUAUGUUUCAUAUCUUUUUUGAUUAUAUCAAUUUUAUCUUUCCUGUACUGUUGACACAUGUACUGGAUAGCAAUAGAAGAAAAAAAGGCUACCAACUGACAAGUUGGUGCAUACACUGUAUGAGAAAAUUUAUACUUUUGCAAAUUUAUGAAACUAUACAAAUUGAACAUUGUGCUCUUAAUGUUGGUUUUGGUGUCUGUUAUUUCACCCAUGAAAUGUCUGACUAUGACAUUAUUGUUCAGGGGCAGAACCGACUUUCAGUAACAAAUGAUCUACAUUUCAAAUAAUGUAGUCUUGAAGUGAUACCUGCUAUGUUUAUAGUGAUUCUUGAUGAAGCCUCUGACCAUACAUUCAGUUCAAUUUACCACAUUUGUUUUUGUUAUUAUGUAUUAUCAGAAGAAAUGUCCUCUGCUGUUUGGAAGGUUGUACAACAGGUAAAAUAAUGUGAAAUAAAAAACAAACUUAAAAUGUAA